AUGGGUAUCUAUAAGAAGGAGCAAGACGACAAGGAUACAAAUAGAUGGAUUGACCAGCAAAAACAGGAGCAAGCUGGUCUCUGGAGUCUAGAUAAGAACGAUCUCGUUUCCGGAGUUCAAGAUUCACUUCAUUCCAUAUGGGACAACGUCCUAGGAUUCCCUGAUUUGUCUCAAUUGAAUAAGAAUAAUAAAUGGUUUGGACUAUAUCGCGGGGUUCCCGAUUUGAAGGAGUAUGAACAAUGUAAGGAUUUACAGGGUCUUCCCGUAUGGGAUUCACACGGAUGGUGGCAAUGUUUGUUCCCUGCUACUGUUAAGCCAGACCAAAUUAGUAAGAUGGGAAAAGUCGGUGGGUAUUUAACGAGGGACCAAGUGGAGAAUGAUAAGGAUCAUAAAUUAGGGCUGUUCUUUACUGAGUAUACCGGGUAUUUGGAUUGGAAACUAAAGAUGAUGAAGUUGGUUCAACAACAAAGAGAGAAGGAAGAAAAGACCAAAAUCGAAACGUAUGACGAUUGGAAUAAACCACUAUUGACUCCUGAAAAUAUAAUGAUGCAAGAUGGCCAGUACACGAAAAAGAAAAUAGUCGGGAAGUCUGAAUUUGUUCAAUCUUUUAACUCUAGUGAUGAAGGCAAGGGUACCGUUAAGAAUAUUAAGACAUAUUACGAUGAUGGAUCUGUACUGGUACGUUCUGAAAAGAGAAAGACACCAAAAGAUGGUGGUAAACCAGAAAUAGAAACAUCAGAAAAACUAUUAUCUCCAACUGAGGCCUCUAGUGAGGAAGAUGGUGGAUACUCUUCCGGAAUUGGAAAAUGGUGGUGA
Messenger RNA from Naumovozyma castellii, 816 nucleotides. RefSeq names its product Mpm1p (gene MPM1). The record is from RefSeq and is a predicted model, not a curated record. Lineage: Eukaryota; Fungi; Ascomycota; Saccharomycetes; Saccharomycetales; Saccharomycetaceae. The transcript has a single exon. Bases 1 to 816 code for a protein of 271 amino acids.